AUGGACACAGGUUCAGUGGGAGGAUUAGAAUUGACUGAUCAGACUCCUGUUUUAUUAGGGAGUACGGCCAUGGCAACUAGUCUCACCAAUGUAGGAAAUUCAUUUAGUGGUCCACCUAAUCCUUUAGUUUCUAGAUCUAAUAAAUUUCAAAACUCAUCAGUGGAAGAUGAUGAUGAUGUUGUUUUUAUCGAACCCGUACAACCUCCCCCACCUUCUGCACCAGUGGUAGCUGAUCAAAGGACUGUAACAUUUACAUCAUCAAAAAAUGAAGAACUACAAGGAAAUGAUUCCAAAAUUCUUCCAUCCUCAAAAGAGUUGGCUUCUCAGAAGGGAAGUGUAAGUGAGACAAUUGUCAUUGAUGAUGAAGAGGACAUGGAAACAAAUCAAGGGCAAGAGAAAAAUUCCUCCAAUUUUAUUGAACGGAGACCUCCUGAAUCUAAAAACAGAACCAAUGAUGUGGAUUUCUCCACUUCCAGUUUUUCAAGAAGUAAGGUAAAUGCAGGAAUGGGUAAUAGUGGUAUCACCACAGAACCAGACUCUGAAAUUCAGAUUGCUAAUGUUACAACCUUAGAAACAGGUGUAAGCUCUGUGAAUGAUGGCCAAUUAGAAAAUACUGACGGGCGAGAUAUGAACUUAAUGAUUACACAUGUAACAUCACUGCAGAAUACCAACUUGGGAGAUGUCUCUAACGGACUGCAGUCAAGUAAUUUUGGUGUUAAUAUACAAACAUACACCCCAUCUUUAACUUCACAGACCAAGACUGGAGUAGGACCUUUUAAUCCUGGUAGAAUGAAUGUGGCAGGAGACGUAUUUCAGAAUGGAGAAUCUGCAACUCAUCAUAAUCCUGAUUCUUGGAUUUCCCAGUCAGCUUCAUUUCCUCGUAAUCAGAAACAACCAGGGGUGGAUUCUUUAUCACCAGUGGCCUCACUUCCUAAACAAAUUUUCCAGCCUUCUGCACAGCAACAACCCACUAAACCAGUUAAAGUCACUUGUGCAAACUGUAAAAAACCUUUACAGAAGGGACAGACGGCUUAUCAACGAAAAGGAUCAGCUCAUCUCUUUUGUUCUACCACCUGCCUUUCUUCCUUCUCUCACAAGCCUGCUCCAAAGAAACUUUGUGUUAUGUGUAAAAAAGAUAUAACUACGAUGAAAGGAACUAUUGUCGCUCAAGUGGAUUCAAGCGAAUCCUUCCAGGAAUUCUGUAGUACAUCUUGUUUGUCUCUUUAUGAAGACAAACAGAAUCCCACUAAAGGAGCUCUAAAUAAAUCAAGAUGUACAAUUUGUGGUAAACUAACAGAGAUUCGCCAUGAAGUUAGCUUUAAAAAUAUGACUCAUAAGCUGUGCAGUGACCACUGCUUUAAUAGAUACAGAAUGGCCAAUGGUUUAAUAAUGAAUUGCUGUGAACAGUGUGGAGAGUACCUGCCCAGCAAAGGUGCUGGAAAUAAUGUCCUGGUGAUUGAUGGUCAGCAGAAAAGAUUUUGCUGUCAAAGCUGUGUCAGUGAAUACAAACAGGUAGGUAGCCAUCCAAGCUUCCUGAAGGAGGUUCGAGAUCACAUGCAGGACUCUUUCUUAAUGCAGCCUGAGAAAUACGGAAAACUGACCACUUGUACUGGUUGCCGAACACAGUGCAGGUUUUUUGAUAUGACUCAGUGUAUAGGUCCUAAUGGAUAUAUGGAGCCAUAUUGUUCAACUGCUUGCAUGAACAGUCACAAGACAAAAUAUGCAAAAUCACAAAGUUUGGGAAUUAUUUGCCAUUUUUGUAAGCGAAACUCCUUACCUCAAUAUCAAGCCACAAUGCCUGAUGGGAAACUGUAUAACUUCUGCAAUUCCAGUUGUGUGGCUAAAUUUCAGGCUCUAAGUAUGCAGUCAUCUUCCAAUGGCCAGUUUGUAGCUCCAAGUGAUAUUCAGUUGAAAUGCAACUAUUGCAAAAAUUCCUUUUGUUCAAAGCCAGAAAUCCUGGAAUGGGAGAACAAAGUGCAUCAAUUCUGCAGCAAAACUUGUUCAGAUGACUAUAAGAAGUUGCAUUGCAUAGUUACAUAUUGCGAAUACUGUCAAGAGGAGAAGACUCUUCAUGAAACAGUAAAUUUCUCUGGCGUUAAGAGACCUUUCUGUAGUGAAGGCUGCAAACUAUUGUAUAAACAAGAUUUUGCACGACGUUUAGGACUGAGAUGUGUUACUUGCAACUAUUGCUCUCAGCUGUGUAAGAAGGGAGCAACUAAAGAACUUGAUGGUGUCGUGAGAGAUUUCUGUAGUGAAGACUGCUGUAAGAAAUUUCAGGAUUGGUACUACAAGGCUGCAAGGUGUGACUGUUGUAAAUCUCAAGGAACUCUUAAAGAGAGAGUGCAGUGGCGUGGGGAGAUGAAACAUUUCUGUGAUCAACACUGCUUACUACGUUUCUACUGUCAGCAAAAUGAGCCCAACAUGACAACUCAGAAAGGACCUGAAAACUUACAUUAUGAUCAGGGUUGUCAGACGUCCCGAACCAAAAUGACAGGUUCAGCUCCACCCCCUUCUCCAACACCUAACAAAGAGAUGAAGAACAAAGCCGUUCUCUGCAAACCUUUAACAAUGACGAAAGCUACUUACUGUAAACCUCACAUGCAGACCAAAUCUUGUCAGACAGAUGAUAAUUGGAAGACAGAAUAUGUUCCAGUGCCUAUCCCUGUGCCUGUGUAUAUCCCAGUACCUAUGCACAUGUACAGUCAGAAUAUUCCUGUUCCUACUACAGUUCCUGUUCCUGUGCCGGUUCCUGUUUUUCUGCCUGCCUCCUUGGACAACAGUGAGAAGAUCCCUGCGGCAGUUGAGGAGCUAAAAAGCAAAGUUUCCUCAGAUCCUCUUGAUGCAGAGCUGCUUACAAUGACAGAUAUGAUGACUGAGGACGAGGGGAAGACGGAAGCUGCCAACAUCAACAGUGUAAUUAUUGAAACAGACAUAAUUGGUUCAGAUCUCUUGAAGAACUCUGACCCAGAGACACAGUCCAGUAUGCCUGAUGUACCAUAUGAACCAGAUUUGGAUAUCGAAAUAGAUUUCCCUAGAGCUGCUGAGGAACUUGAUAUGGAAAAUGAAUUUUUAUUACCACCUGUUUUUGGAGAAGAAUAUGAGGAACAGCCUAGACCUCGAUCUAAAAAAAAGGGAGCCAAGAGAAAGGCUGUAUCAGGAUACCAGUCUCAUGAUGAUAGUUCUGACAAUUCAGAAUGCAGCUUUCCUUUCAAAUAUACGUAUGGUGUAAACGCAUGGAAACACUGGGUCAAAACUAGGCAACUUGAUGAAGAUCUUCUUGUAUUAGAUGAGCUAAAAUCUCCUAAAUCAGUAAAGUUGAAAGAGGAUCUGCUCUCUCACACCACGGCUGAGCUUAACUAUGGGUUAGCUCAUUUUGUGAAUGAGAUCCGACGGCCAAAUGGAGAGAGUUAUGCACCUGACAGCAUCUAUUAUCUUUGCCUUGGAAUACAGGAGUACUUGUGUGGUAGUAAUCGAAAAGACAACAUAUUCAUUGAUCCAGGAUACCAGACAUUUGAGCAAGAAUUGAAUAAAAUACUUCGAAGUUGGCAACCAAGUAUACUUCCAGAUGGGUCAAUAUUUUCUCGAGUCGAAGAAGAUUAUCUCUGGAGGAUAAAACAACUGGGAUCACACUCUCCAGUAGCUCUUCUGAAUACCCUGUUCUACUUUAACACUAAGUAUUUUGGUCUGAAAACAGUGGAACAACACUUAAGACUUUCCUUUGGCACUGUGUUUAGGCACUGGAAAAAAAAUCCUUUAACAAUGGAAAACAAAGCAUGUCUUCGAUACCAAGUGUCUUCCUUAUGUGGAACAGAUAAUGAAGAUAAAAUUACUACUGGAAAAAGAAAACAUGAAGAUGAUGAGCCAGUAUUUGAACAAAUUGAAAAUACAGCCAAUCCUUCUAGAUGUCCUGUGAAAAUGUUUGAAUGCUACUUGUCUAAAAGUCCACAGAAUCUUAAUCAGAGAAUGGAUGUUUUUUAUUUGCAACCAGAAUGCUCUAGUUCUACAGAUAGCCCUGUCUGGUACACAUCUACUUCACUGGACCGAAACACCUUGGAAAAUAUGCUUGUACGGGUUCUUUUAGUAAAAGAUAUUUAUGAUAAAGACAAUUAUGAACUGGACGAAGACACAGACUAA
This is a messenger RNA of Puma concolor (puma), 4134 nucleotides long. The record is from RefSeq and is a predicted model, not a curated record. Lineage: Eukaryota; Metazoa; Chordata; Mammalia; Carnivora; Felidae.